GCUACCCAACACAAGAUUUCCACACAUCUUGACACGAUAAGAUAAGACCCAUUUUGUAUGCAUUCAAUCGUGUGACGAAAAGAAAAAGAAUAAACUCACCUUUAUCUGCGAUGUAUCAGCUACCAAACGCUCAAACCAAACCCCGUUAGCUUAACGUUUUGAGCAGAGAAAGAGGUGCACUUUGUUAUUGCUACUGCAACAAUGUCCGUUACAGCCGGUGACGAAACGUCCAUCGCAAGUAGUCCGAAAUUAUUGGGUAAAGGAGCCUUCGGUAUUGUUUACGAAGGAUCAUGGAACGGAGAGAAAGUGGCCAUCAAGCGGAUCGACAAGACGGAAUUCCUCGUUUUAAACGAUGCGGCUGUCGACUCAUCCAGCGGCGGACAACGAAGAGAGGAAGAAAACAUGAAAAAGUUGGACCAUCCCAACGUUCUCAAACUCCUUCACGUUGAAAUUGAUGAGAAUUUCAAGUAUUUUUAUCUAGAGUUUUGCGAAGCCACAAUUGGAGAUUACAAUAAAGGAACUUACACCGGUCCUAUGCCGCCAUCUGAAGCCGAUUCCUUACAUCAAAUGGCCAGUGGAUUGUCUUACAUUCACGCGAUGGGCCAAGUGCAUCGAGACAUCAAAGAAGACAACGUCUUAAUCCACAAAUCGUCUGUUCUCAAAAUUUCCGAUUUUGGCUUUUCGAAGCCAACGACGGCCAGCGGCAGCUACUCAUUGAAAAGCGGCGUUAAAGGCACGCAAAAUUACUUUUCGCCCGAGCUUCUUAGACUAGCCGAAGAACAAGCUAGUUUCGGUAUAUUAGCCCAUCAGAGGAGCAACGUUUCGUCCGACGUCUUCGCCCUAGGAUGCGUCUUUUACGGCUACCUAACCAAAGGUAAACAUCCGUUUGCCGAUCCAAGAGGAUCCUUCUUCAUUCCGGCGAACGUUCUGAAAGGAAAAUGCAAGCUCGAAGUGAUUACCGACCCGCUUUUCCGGUCCAUUGUCGGGGGGAUGAUUGCUUCUAACCCUGUCACACGCUGGAGCCUUGACGCGGUUGAACUACAGUUAAAACCUCGUUUAACACAAAAUUGUUAACAGAUGGAUUACGACAUAUUUCUUGAGUUAUUUUUCUUUCCACUAUAUACUUUAAUUAUCUAGCGAUUCAGAUAAAUGUAGACCAUCUCCAAAGUACAACUUAAAUUCCACAUAACUCAAACAACCCACAAUUAAUUUCCCUGCAUUCACUGCUGUUCCAGCCCUCUACUCAACUCUUGUUGCAGCCAAAGAUGCUGCUUUCUCCAUUCUCACGACAGCCAAAUCUCCCCAAUCGGUGAAUUAGUGCAAUUAAGCAAAUCAAAUCGUUAAUCCAAACCAGUUCAGGAAAUUGCCAGAAACCGGCAGUCAAAUGGAAAAUGUCCUGCAAUUCUUCCAUUAUUAUUAAUUGCUAAUGAUGAUUAACUACAAAUUAUUGGUUGGGUACAAAAACAACUGCAAAAUACACUUUUACUUCAGUGCA
Messenger RNA from Daphnia magna, 1495 nucleotides. Its product is annotated as serine/threonine-protein kinase/endoribonuclease IRE2-like. The record is from RefSeq and is a predicted model, not a curated record. Gene Ontology annotation, cellular component: IRE1-TRAF2-ASK1 complex. The transcript has 3 exons. Gene Ontology annotation, molecular function: protein serine/threonine kinase activity; ATP binding; RNA endonuclease activity. NCBI's taxonomy places the organism in Eukaryota, Metazoa, Arthropoda, Branchiopoda, Diplostraca, Daphniidae. Gene Ontology annotation, biological process: intrinsic apoptotic signaling pathway in response to endoplasmic reticulum stress; IRE1-mediated unfolded protein response; protein phosphorylation. Bases 202 to 1074 code for a protein of 290 amino acids.